Blastomyces dermatitidis ER-3 is the source of this 1395-nucleotide messenger RNA. Its product is annotated as BAG domain-containing protein. The transcript has a single exon. The coding region runs from base 1 to 1395 and encodes 464 amino acids. NCBI's taxonomy places the organism in Eukaryota, Fungi, Ascomycota, Eurotiomycetes, Onygenales, Ajellomycetaceae. Gene Ontology annotation, molecular function: protein-folding chaperone binding. The record is from RefSeq and is a predicted model, not a curated record.
AUGACACUCGUUUCCUUCCAUUUUUCCUCCCUCAGCGCGACAUCCGCUUCAUAUCUGGAGUCUCUGGCGACUCAUCUCCCAGACUCCGUCCGGAGUGCUGUAUCACGCUUUGCGACCGCACUUUCUAAAGUUGACCCAACAUCGUCAUCACCCCUGUGGCUAGAUAGCCUUGCGAAGCCCUUCGAGGCUCUACCACUCCUUACCACAUCAACCCCCACCGCCCGUGUCGGGGUCACCCUUCUUUUAGCCUUGCUUCUUGCCGUUCUUGCGAUGAGCUGGAAUCCAUGGAGAGAGCGCUUAUCUCCCUAUAGAAACACUUCCCCGCCAACCGUUGCCGAUGAUGACUACAGCUACGUAACUGUCGAUGACGCCGACUAUAUAAGAGCACGGCAUAACCUGAGCUACUCCCCCACCGAACCGCGGAGCAACCAACAUCCCCUUACAAUCGCCGACGACGAUGAAUCUAAGCCAGAUGUGAUCAUCCUAAAAUACAGAGGGAAAUCAUACCGUCUCAAUUUCCCCGCUUAUUCCAUUGGCGACGGACUGAUAACGGUUGGGAAUGUGAAAUUGGCUGCCGCAAAUGCACUGGAUGUCCCGGACACACGGCAAAUAAAACUUCUUUACAAAGGCACUGUGUUGAGAGAUGACUCCGCCCGAGCCAAGGAUGUCGGGCUGAAGCAGAAUUCCGCAACAAUGUGCGUGAUAUCGGAUUUCCUCCCAGAUACGUCGAGCGAGGAGAGCUUAGUGACACCUGCAACCUAUGACAUGCCUGAGACCACCAACCAGCAAUCCCCGUCCCCCCCUCCUGCCAAUGGGGGUGGCGGCAGCGGUGGCCGCAAAAAAAGACGUAACAAGAAGCGCUCCAAUAAUAACGCGGCGAAGGACACACAGGAAUCAGCGCAAAGCCCAUCUACACCUUUUGCGAUACCUAUAGAACGGCCUCAACAGCAAAACCCACAACGAGCACCCCAACAAUCCCCCCCAUCCUCCUACACCAGCAAUUCACCCAACCUCUCCGCCCGGCCUUUAGCCAAUGACAACAACCGGCCCCCGUCCUCCGCCAGUACAUCCCCGCGCCCCUCCCACAUUCCCAAACCGUCCCCGAACCUCAACCUCGUCCGUACGCCGCAAGAAAAGAUCAGCCUGCUCAGCAGAUAUUUCCACGAGACCCUCGAACCUUUAAUACGCGAAUAUAUCCAGCAUCCGCCCGCGGACCAGAAGUCGCGGGAUUUCGAGCACCGCAAGCUUAGCGAGACAAUAAUGAUGCAGGUUAUUUUGAAGGUGGAUGGGAUUGAGGUCGACGGCAUUGAGGAGGCGAGGCAGCAGCGGAAAGCGCUUAUUGUUACAGUGCAGAAUUUGUUGAAGUUGCUUGAUGAGGCGCAUAGGCGCGGAUAG